Molecule: messenger RNA, 9513 nt
Organism: Macrobrachium nipponense
Lineage: Eukaryota; Metazoa; Arthropoda; Malacostraca; Decapoda; Palaemonidae
Product: protein mono-ADP-ribosyltransferase PARP12-like
Exons: 10
Coding region: 150-3386 (1078 amino acids)
Cellular component (GO): nucleus
Molecular function (GO): NAD+-protein mono-ADP-ribosyltransferase activity; NAD+ poly-ADP-ribosyltransferase activity; zinc ion binding
Source: RefSeq, a predicted model, not a curated record
AAGUCGAGUAGAAAAAGAGAGACACACUGAACAUUUUACUUCAAAACACUCAAGAGAGGAUUAUCAUGAAAACAAUGGUGGUAAGUCUGCAUAUCAGCAGACAGAAAGUGAAUCCGAGUCGGAGGAACUGAGCUCUAGAAAAACUUCAGAUGGCGGAGUACGAAAGGCGCUACAUAAAGAGCGCUCAUGGCAUGCAUGUGUAUAAGGAUCCCUACAGUGAGAAUAAACAUUUUAAAAAUGCGGAUAAAGGCAAAAGAGAGGAUACAAUGCAGAAUUUUGACUACGAAAAUGAUGGAGCUGAGUAUCUUCCUAUAAGAAAUAUCCAAAGAAGGAGAGAUGAAAGGUAUAUGGAAAUUUCGGACCAAGAAUAUCAUCACAAAGAAGGAAGGAGCAAGGAACCAAAAGGAAGGGAUGCUGUUCGAGGCACACGGGAUGGUUAUAUGAUGCCAGCAACAGAACAAUAUUCAGAUGAGUUUCAGAUGGCUGAAAGGAGAGUCUAUCGCCGUCGGCCAGGAUUCAGCUACGAAAGUGCCAAAGAUGAGAGGAAGGACGAGUAUAGCUCUGAUGAGGAGAUUCUGGAUGAAAAUGUGCCGUCUUUGGUACACCAGCCAGAUCGUCCAGGACAGCAUAGAAAUAUAGCAAAGCAACGUGUCUAUGAUGAGAAUGCUAGACCAGGAAUUCCAAGCAUAAGAAGGAGACCGGCAAGGUUCAAAUUUGAUGAUGAUGAAGAGGAAGACGAGGAGGAAUACGUGCCAAUAAGAACUCCAAGGAAGCAAAAAACUGAUCAAAAUACACCGAAUCAUUAUGAUGAUGAUAGAAGGGGAGGCCAAAAAUCACCUAACAUUAACCAGGAGUUCUGUAGAAGGAGAAACUACUCUUUACGGGAUAGACACCAUGGCUUUUCAUUUCCCAAGGAUGUGCCAAGACAAAGAAACUACUUUCCAAAUGAAGCUCCAGUUUAUCGAAGACCACCUAGAGAUCAAAGAAGAGUAAGAGGCCCUCAAUCAUUGAGUGAACUAUCCAUAAGAGAAGAUCCACGCAAGCAUAGAGUUCAAGCAAAUGAUUUUAUUAGUGAUGAGGACGACGAUAAUUCUGAAUAUGAGGAAAUAAGAGGGCAGAAGCACAAGUUUUCAGGGAUAAGAAGAGAACACCCAGAUAAUGCCCGACUACUUAAGGGACAUUGGAUUUAUUCAGAAGCUUCAACACCAGGCAAUGAAGACUACUCUGAUGAAUCUGAAGAUGAGAGAGAUGUGAUGCACGCAGGUCCUGAACCUGUUGUUCCCCAGGAAAUUAAACUAACCCCAGGAAAGCUUAUCAGUGUGUUGGCAAAGAAAAGGGAUUUACGAGCAACACUCUUGCAGCUGCUUGAAUAUCAUCAUAUGAAGACACAUUUGGUGAGACGUAUUGUGUUGGCAAACCCUCAUUUAUUUAAAAUGGCAGGUGAAAUUAUUGAAAUCAGACUAAACAUUAAGAUAUGUACUGCUCAUAAUGGAACCAGAGGCUGCCUAAAUCGGUCAACUUGUAAAGAUAUGCAUAUUUGUGCAAAAUAUGUCAGAGGUAAGUGUGACAGUGAGGAAUGUGUUAUGGGACAUUACUGGCUUACCAGACAUAACAUGGGAAUCUUAAGCCAACUAAAAAUCCAGAAUUUACCGGAAGAAUCUUUGGAGAGACUCUUACAGUCUUCAUUCUCAAAUACUGGUGCAUCUAAAAGUGAACCCAGUGUGUGUUAUAAAUAUAAUAAAGGGGAAUGUCAACGUCAGCAAUGCCAGCAACUUCAUAUUUGCUAUACAUACAUAACCAAUAACCUCUUGUGCACAAAAAUUAAGUGCAAGUUGAACCACAGCUUAAGGAAGCUUAACUGCCGCAGGGUGCUGGAGGCUGCAGAUAUUGAUAUUAAUGAGAGCCCUAAAGAUGUUUUGGCUGCAUUGCUUGAAGCAAAUCCUGCACUCAAGUUAAGAGAUGAAAGGACAAAAAUCAGAGCUGGUCAAGACCAAGGAAAGGGAAUAACAAGCCAAACUGCUCAAGAGCAAGGAAGUGGAAGACAAGACCAAAUUAGUAAGACUGUAGGUGAUAAAGAAAAUAAAUUGAACAAAAAGAAGAAAAUUCGCACAUUCUGGUCAACUCAGGCCAAUGGUGAGGUGAAUAUAGUAGAAAUUUGUUAUAAUUCAGUUGAAAGCACUUGUCCCAGUGAAACCAGUGGCUGUCAGAGACUCCAUUCCCUGGAACAUUACCACUGGCAGAUGAGUGAAAAUGGGUCAAAUUGGCUAAAUUUACAAAUGCACCAAGUGAAAGCCUUGGAGAGAGCCUUCUGUGAUGUAAAUAAUGAUGGCAUAGAAAUGCCUCGUGUUGAUCCUUCACACCAAGUUAGCCUACUAAAGAAACUAGGCCGUGAUACCUGGACAGCGGAUUUUACAACUAUGAAAAUAGUUAAUAGUAGUAAAACUAUCUCCUUUCAAAUUCGUAGGCUUUGCACUGAGACAGUGCCAGGCAAAGUAAUAGAUGCUGCCGUUAAUGUAUGGUAUUUUUUGGAUAAACAGCAAAAUUGGGUGGAAUAUGGCAAGGUAGACUCCGUAGGAGAGACUAACUUAGUAGUUAGUUUGGCAAGUGAUGCCAUUGAAAAAGAGUUUCUUAAAGAUUCUACUGCUUCAAUUCAGUUUAAAAAUUCUAAGUUUACUUACACCCUGGAUUUCAAGUCAAUGGCCCAGACCAACACACAGACUCAAGUCACACGUGAAGUUCGUCGUAGACCCCAAAUUCACCUUCAAGAAGAAAAAGACCAGGAGCAGCAAAAGCAAAGAAAACUUCCUGCACAUUGGGAUGAGAUGAAAAGUAAUGAACGAGUAAAAAGAGUAGUUAUAGCCUCAUCUGGUGAUGAAUACAAAAACAUUUUACCAUUAUUAGGAAAUAUAUCAAGUAAUGUAACCAAAAUAGAGAGAGUGCAGAAUCGCUUCCAUUGGCAAGCAUUCCAAAAUAAAAUAGAAGAAAUGGCUGACAUAUAUGGGGAUCCAACAAAAGUAAAUAUUAGACAACUCUUCCAUGGGACAGGCCAUGACAUUGUACCAAAGAUAUGUAACGAAAACUUUGAUCCCAAGUUGCAUGGACAAAGUGCAGGUCAAGCUUAUGGACAAGGCACUUACUUUGCUCGUGAUGCUAGUCUGUCUUUUGGUUAUUGCAAAACUGAUAGUAGUGGUCUCAAGUAUAUGUUUAUGGCAAAAGUAGCAGUUGGAUCACUAACAACUGGAAAUUCUUCUAUGGCAAGACCCCCAAUCAAUUCUUCUACAGGUUAUCCUUUUGAUUCAACAGGGGACAAUGCUACAAAUCCUUCAAUUAUAGUCAAGUAUGACAAAGCAGAAUACUUCCCAGAGUAUAUACUUACAUUAAAGUAGUUUUAUCAAGAAGAAUAAGUACAGAAUUCUUUCAACUGUUAAGCUCAAGUUGUGCUUCAAUGUUGGUUAUUAAACUUUUCAAGAGAAAUACAGUAGUGUAGUCUGAUCAGAACUGAAUAGUUUUUAAAUGCUGGGCAAUUUUUUUGGCUGAAUAUUAAAAUCAGUCUUGUCCAAGUUAAUGCUGUACAUAUUGUCAGAUUACACAUACAGGAGACAAAAACCUUUUUUAGGUUUUGGAAGGCAAAGGCUGCCUACUUUUACAUCUGUCAGUGUAAGCCUCAUGAGGCCUGCUUGUACAUCUGUCAGUGGAAGGACUACUGUAGUGUUUUUUUUACAUUUUUUUAAUAUCAUUAUGAACUUCACUGUAAGGGCUAUAGAUAUUUCCACAUAUUACCUAUAUGUAAAAUGGUAAACCCCCAGUUAAAGUUUAGUCAAAAUGAAAUAAAAUGGUGUUUAACCUUGAGAAAAUUCCUUAUAGAAAGAUGUGUUGAACAUAUGCAAUUACAUUAUCACCUACUAAUCCAAGUUUAUUCCUCAAAACAAGAAUUUUGAAUUUGUUCCUGUUUGUGAACAGCCUGAUACAAUGCUGUAGCAUUGUUGAUUAAGUAGCACAAUACUUUCAACUCCUUCAUUCAUUUUCAAAAAUGUUCUUAUUUUAUUUCUAUGAGAGUGGAACUGAAUUGUAUUAGCAAAGUUGUCAUUGUAAUAAAGUAUAUUAUAGUCUUACAAAGGUUUUCAUGGAACAGUACCUGGUGCUGCCUUUGCAUAAAAGCAUAAACAUGUCAAAAAGUGUUUAUUUCGUUAAUUGCAAAAAGGUGGUGAAAUAUAAUAAAGAUCUGAAAUUAAUUUGUUUCGCUCUUAGGUAUACAAACCUUUUAUGAAGGCAUAAACUCUAGUCACUGAAACUUGAUAACAAAGUAGUUAACAAGUGGUAGGGCGAAGUGGGGUGGCUAAGGAGGGAUUAUGAUAAAAGGCUCUCAGCUGUAUGCAUAGGAAAAAUAUAAAUGACUUUAAAAAUCUGUUUUUGUUUCUACAGAAACACUAAUCAUAUCUUUUAUGUAAGAGACUUAUUCCUUAGGAGUAAGGCUCUCUCUCUGCUGAUUGGAAAGUUGAAUCUCCAACCGAAGUAGUCUCAUUCUUGAUCAAAAUAGUGAAUGGGAGACUUAGCCCCUGUAACUUCCUUAUUUGGCAUGGCAUAGGGGAAGAAGAAUGUUAAGGUACUGAGUGAGUGAGAUGUGCCUGCAAGAAAACACCAGAGAAGCAAGUGUGACCCAGAGGGGGUAACAAGUUGGAAGGUGUUUUUAAAUUUCAUCCAGUAAAAAUAAAGGACUUGGAUUAGGAUCUAAGCCAUCUUGUCAAUAGGGGAAACAGAGAGCAUUGUGUUUAAUAAGUCACAGCUCCAAGACUGGAUGGUAGUUUGUAUAGCCUACUUGCAUAUACACCCUGUCAAGCACAUAUCUGUUCAAACUACUGUCUUGCAGAGGGAGGAAAGAACAAAGGGAAGCCAGUCACUACCAUUCAACACUAGUCUUAGGCCAUCAGUGUACCUUAGGUAAGAUGCUUUGGUAUCAAGAGGAGCUUGGGUCACUACACAACCUAUUGACAAGCUUACCACAGGUCCCAAGGAGAAGUUAUGCAGGUUUUUGUGGGUGAUGUCUCUUUACCAAUCUUGUAUGUUGCUUAAGUUAGACUGUGGAGGAAUGAGUCCUAAUUCAAAGGCCAGAGCUCAUGAGGAGGACAAGACUAACCAAGGCUCCUCAUGAUCACUGAGACAAAGCUCCAUGCCCAUGUGUAUGAAGCUCUGGAGGGAGAGGAGCUUGCCUUGAGAAAUGUUGACGAGGGCAUCCACAAUCUGCUGAAUGACACCAAUCACUGUAGAUUACCUAACUCCCCUGUUACAUGUUAGAUGAAGUUCUUAAGAGGCACCCUGCCAUUUCGUCAAUAGUCUUGCUAGACAUUCUCUCUCUUGUAGGAGCUGGUGAUUAACCUCCAAGCAUGGAGCUGAAAGUUUUGUAUCCACUAAUAUGUCUGCUUAUGUAGCUGGUGAAGAGGGGGCCCCAUAUGGAAAUCUGGGCUUAUCCACAAAGAGAACCAGAAGAUUGGUAAUACACCUAACCCCAAGUGUGAUCAACACUCAGUUGACCAAACUGAAACUGUUUAAAUUUUCCUGGGGUUUGUAGGAAAGUGUCUUCCAGACGGAUACCUAUACUAACCAAUCCUCCAGGUAACACAGCAACCACAUAACCUCCAAAUGGACCCAAGCCAACACCAAGAUGAAAACUCCAAAACAGAGAAUUUUGAAGAGGUAAACAGUCCUGUUGCAGGCAAAACAGAGGUAAAUCUGAAAUUCUCAUGAAUUGUUACAGUGCUUGGAAGUAUGUGUCCUUCAGAUCUAUCAGAAGCAUGAAGUUGCAAUCUCUAAUGGAAUAUGACACUCACUGUGCUGUUUCCAUUUUGAAGUCAGUCUGCAACACAAACUUGUUCAACAGUGAGUGCCUGAUGAUCAGUCUCCAGUCCCCGGUUGCCUUGUCCACUAUGAAGAGGCAACUGUAAAAACAAGGAGACUGGUCCCCCUUGACUUCUAUGUCACCUAUCUUCAUCAAUAGGACCAAAGGUUUUGGAAAAUAUAGAAGGUAAGAAAGUACAUGAGAAGAAAUGGUAGCAGUUCUUAAAGGGAAUCCUGUCACCAUACUAGAGGACUGAAAAUACCCAGGUUUCUGUCCUAGCUCUGUCAAAUAGCCUAUUGCAAAACAGCCAUACCCCUACUCAUGGAAUUGGGGAGGAGAAGUACCACCUUCAGCCAAACAUUUCUUUUCUUCUUUUUCUUCCCUCCUUUCCUUGCUUAGUUAUAAGAGCAAAAGGGGUGGGGAGAUUCCCCUCCCUUCCUAGAGGAAGAAAAUUAAGUCACUGGUCUGGGUUUUGGAAAAGCAAGUUGCCUCCAAAAUCCAGAAGCUGAAGGGCCAGCUACUCCCAAAAGGCUUGGGUGCAAGUUACUUCAACCCUGGGACUCGGAUAGUCUCUGCUCCACCACUGCUUCCUUGGAAAAAAGCAAUGGAGUGCCUAACCAAACUGUUCCAGAGUAUGAGAACUACCAUUGUUUAAACUGGAGGGAAGAAACCAAAUUCUUCCUUUUCAGAAAGAAGCCAGCCCGAAAACUGGCAUUCUGAUGUGACAAAAAAUUAAGCACCCUUCCUCUAAACACCAGAAAUCUCCAGAGAUUUGCCCUUUUACCCCAGGAUUCAACAAAGUUCCCCCAUAGGGGAAUGGUGCCAUCAGUGCACCUCAUGUGGUACAAUGUAGGCAUUACUUAGGUUAUUGCAGCAUCCCCUCAGCCACUAACUGUAGCCCUUUUCAUUCCUUUUAUUGUACUACCUCCUUUCAUAUCCUCUAUCUUCCAUCUUACACUUACCCUCUCCAAACAAUUAAUUCAUAGUGCAACUUUUUUUUUCUUGUAUGGUGUUUUUAUGUUGCAUGGAACCAGCAGUUUUUCAGCAACGAGACCAAUGGCUUUACGUGACUUCCGAACCACGUCGAGAGUGAAUUUCUAUCACCAGAAAAACACAUCUCCCACUCCUCAAUGAAAGGGCUGAGAAUCGAACUUGCGACAACUGAGGUGGGAUGCCAACACCAUACCAACCACGCCAAUGAGGCGAUUUCAUAGUGCAACUGCACGGUUUUCUUCCUGUUACACCUUUCAAACUUUUAGUUUCAAUUUCCAUUUCAGCACUGAAGGACCUCAUUGUCUUUUGGUCUAAUUUAUAUAACCAUGAAACUGAUUAUGCUUAUAAACAGCAACCAUCACACUUAAAAUUUAUGCAAAAGCCAAUAUUUUCACAUCUUAUUUUCCCAUAUUUUUAACAAAAUAUACUAUAUAGAUAAACUUUAUGCAAAAAAGAAUAGCCCUUUUCUCCUCUUGUACACAACAUGCUAUACAGUAAGUGUACUGAAUGUACACUGUCAACACUGCCAUCAUCCACAGAACAAGCAAACCUCUUUUUUUCACAUAUGCAACACACACUACGGAAGAUGUAUACUGUUUGUAUAGUACACCACCUUAUAACUUGGUUGUCACUUUGUUUUUCCUAUUUUGCCUAAGCACAUAAAAAUAUACAUCUUAGGUAUAAAAACAACUCUCUCUGUGUGUCAGUUGUGUGCUGCCAAAACUCCAUACAACAACUGGAUUUUUAAAAUGUGUAAUUAGGUUAAAAAGGCCUCCUACCACUCCUCCUCCUUAUCCUCCAACUGACAUUUGACUUCUGUGAGUCCCAGGAAGCAUUUGGAGAUGAACUGGCUAGAAGAGGCAUGGAGGUACCUAGAGGGUUCUGUUUGAGAAGUGACAAAGAAACAUUUGAUUCCUGAUUGAAGGAACCUUUCAUAUAAACAAAGGGAAUUUGGAAGCAUCCAAUGUUUGACCAUUUUGAAGUCUUCAACUAUGGCUACAAAAUUUGUAGCCAUAGCCUUCAACUCAGCAUGGCAUGCAUGCCAGCUGCUCUUUGCUGACAAAACCACCUCAAGGUUGUUCAACCUCUUCAUAUUAAAGUUUUGCCUAUCACCAUGAAGUCUUUGCUUCUUGGUGGCUUUUUCAUGGAAGUGCAUUGGGUACUCCUCUAAAAAUCCCAUAGCCCAUUGUAUCCCGAUUCUCCCAACAAUUUUAAGCUUCUGCAUUGUCAACUCCAUCUUAGGAUGAGAUGGGGCCAUACAGAGAAUUAACAGUACCACACAAUACAAACACACUAGCAAUGUUGCAGGUACCACAACAAAUGCAACAGCAUUAUGGGAAAGCAGUGCAACCCAAUAACAGCAGUAACCACUGAAAGACGAAUACCAAUAACUGACUCAAAACUGGACAAACAAGUAUGGUUUGCUGCCAAGUGCACUCAUACUCUGAAUGUAGCCAAUUAGGGAAGGAAAUUUUUAUGUCAUCAUGAGGCAUGCUCAAUCAGACAUUCAAAAGUAAAAAUCACUCUGUGAAGUGAUGUACCCAUUUCUGCUAGUAGUAGGAAGUUUACAGAAAAUGAGUGCUUGCCUGCCCAUGCACCAUUUACUAUAUGCAACUAAACUGAUGAUAUCUAUACAUCAACCAAUUUAAAGUGAUAAGCAAAAUGAUGUAUGAUGACAUGUCAAUUGGCACAUGUUUUUAAGCCAAAUAACAAUUAUGAAAGUCCAGCCUUCCCCCUCCCUACCCCAAAAACUUUCUUGCUUCCCUACCCCAUAGCUGUUACCAACCCUUCCUCUCUGCAGUGUUGCCAACCUCUGGAACACAGUUUUAUUAUUUUUUAUGAAUUGUAUUCAGCAGUCUCUCCCAUAUCCACAGUAAUAGAAACAAGGCCCUGCAGGAUAGGGGCACAAUCUGAAUAAGCUCCCCCUAAAAAAUUAUGUUAAAGAGCAACUCCAUAUCCUUACUCCUAUGAUGUCAAUACUGCAUAAUCAUACAGUAAUCUCUUGAUUAUCUGGAUUAAUAGAGCCAAGGCUGAAGGAUGGCCUUGUGGUCAAUGACUAUGGCACGCAUGGGUUGGCUUGGCCUAUGUCAACCGUCUCCUAUCCUGGGCUAUACUAUAACUCUUACCUGGAAGGAAGUGAUAUAAUCAUGUUACAUGAUGUUACCUAAAUAUUGAAUAAACUGAGAAUAUAGCUGUUUCAUAGGCAAAAUCUACCUACUACUACUACUAUUACGAUGCCAAAUGCUACCGCGCAUGCUCCAUGUCAUGGGAGCUUUUGUUUCAGACACUGACUCCUAAAUGAGCAAAAUGGUGGGGGAAUUUUUGGGGGAACAUAUUUAAGUAAUCACGUUGCAAUAUUAACCCUACAUUGUGAUAGGACCGAGUGAAGAAAUGGUGGGGGAAUUUUUGGUGGGACAUGCAUUAACCAAUAACGUUGCAAUAUUAACCCUACAUUGCAAUAGGACCGAGUGACGAAUUUGGAGGGAUUCAUACACUGAAUUGCACAUAUUCCUUUUCCUCAUUUGUUUUAUGUUUGUCCUAUUAUUUCAACUUUGAUUUCUGAUGAAGUACCUGCUAGUGUUAAGAUAUGUUUUCCCAUGGCGAGCAGGCGCCAAGUAAGCAUGCCGGUUGGAGACGGCAACUGGCGUCAGUAUGUAAUUGAGGACCUAAUAAACCACAUGCCUCUA